Messenger RNA from Nicotiana tabacum (common tobacco), 990 nucleotides. RefSeq lists its product as uncharacterized. Lineage: Eukaryota; Viridiplantae; Streptophyta; Magnoliopsida; Solanales; Solanaceae. Gene Ontology annotation, molecular function: protein dimerization activity. The record is from RefSeq and is a predicted model, not a curated record.
AUGGUGAUGGAUGACGAAUGGAAGAAUUAUAAAGGAGAUAAAGUAAUUGAAGCUAAAGCGCGCGAAAUAAAAUCUCUUGUGAUGGAUGAUGAAUGGUGGGAUACUAUUGAAUACUUGUUGAGGUGUACAGAGCCAAUUGUAUCCACGCUUAGAAGUGCCGACCUUGAUUGUCCAAAAUUGUACCUUAUUUACGACAUGUGGGAUACAAUGAUUGAAAAGGUGAAGGUGAUUGUAUUUAAGCAUGAGGGGAAAGAUCUUAUUACCGGCCAAUCGAAUGUUUUUGCUACAAUUCAAGGAAUUCUUGUGGCAAGGUGGAAUAAGAGUAAUACUCCAUUGCAUUGCAUGGCACAUUCAUUGGUUCCAAAAUAUUAUCAUGAGUCAUGGCUUAAAGGUGAAAGCAACGGGUUAAGAAGAUUUGCUCCUAAUGAAGAUAUAGAAAUUUCACAAAAUAGGCUCAAAUGCUUUCAAAGAUAUUUCAAGAAUCCGAAUGAUUUAAAGAAAGCUUCUUUGGAGCAUGGGGCAUUUUGUUGUGGGAAUGGUUACUUUGGUGAGUCUCAUGUAAUUGAUGUUAUGGGGUAUGAGGAGCCUUUAUCUUGGUGGGCUAACCAUGGUGUAAAUACUCCACUUUUACAAAGUCUGGCUUACAAAUUGCUUUCCCAGCUAGCUUCUUCAUCUUGUUGCGAGAGAAAUUGGAGUACUUUUUCAUUGAUUCAUAGCAUCAAGAGAAACAAGCUAGCUACUUCUAGAGCCGAAGAUUUAGUUUUUAUCCAUUAUAAUCUUCGCUUGCUCUCUCGAAGAAAGGAAAAGUAUACAAAUGGCCCAAGCAAAUAUUGGGAUUUAGGUGGGGAUUAUUUUAAUAUUGAUGAAAGUAUCAAUGAUCUAGUUGAAUUGUCAAUAGACGAACCUCAACUAGAAGGAGUCUUCUUUGAAGAGGAAGUUCAAGAUUUGCAAGAAGUUGACAUUGAAGAGAUUGAGGAAGAUGACCUUUGA